GUUCUUUGGCAACACAUGUAAAUGUCAUGCCAAUAAAGGUUAUUAAGCUGGGGAAAAAAUGAGAUAGAAAGACACUUAGAGACAGAGAGAGAGAGAGAGAGGAAGAGUGUGAGACAGACAGAGUGAGAUAUAAAGAUAAAGAGAGAGAGAAAGAGUGGGAUAGAUAGAUAAAGAGAGAGAGACAGAGAGAGAGAGAGAGAGGGGUUCCCCUGUGCGUCAUUGCGCACAGAGCAGACAGAGGUAUUUUAUGUGUGAAGCCGCGGACAUCAACGAGGAAGUGGCGCAAAGCAGCUUCAGAACAACAACAUCAAGUCUGAACUCUGUCAAAGUGACAUGAUCAGAUUUAAAGGCUGAAGCGUCAGAAGCUGUGCGCCUCUUGCUGUGCGCCCUCACCGCGGAUUCGGCUCUCCAAUGCCCAAAGAGUGCAGGAGAAAGAGCUCCAAGGACUCGGGGCUCUCGGGGACUGGAAUAAACGACGGGUCCCGCUCAGAGCGAAGAACAUCCGCCGCGAAGUCCCCACAGAUCUGCGAUGAUCUCCUCCAGAGAGCCGCUCAAAUCUCACCCUCGUCCGGAGCCUGUGCGCCGCCGACUGCAGUGAUGGAUCAGCGUCCGGUACCGCAGGUCACCAUCACCCCGGAGGGAGGCGGCUGCUCCAGGGAGAUGCGGCAGGAGGACUGGGAUGAUGAGAUGGUCGGUACCCUGCGCAGAAAGCUGUCCAACUCCUCCAUCUCCUCCACGGGCUCCUCUGCUGUGGAGUCCGAAGAUGACUUAUUGAGCGACAACGAGAGCAAAAGCAAAGGCAUCAUCGCUCUGGAGCACCUGGUGGACACUGGAGAGAGCAAGCCGUGGUGGAAGUUAAAGACGAUCGUUCACUGGCCGUUCAGCGCGAGCCAGAGGAGAAAACUAAACUGGGUUCAGCUCGCUGGGCAUAAAGGUAACUUCAAAGCAGCAGAUGAGGGCACCAUUCUGAAGAAGUUCUCAGAAAAUGAGAUGCAGUGUUUUGAGGAGCUGAGGGACGACGCUCUGCUCCCUUUUGUUCCUGGUUACCAUGGCGUUGUGGAGAAAGAUGGAGAGUCUUUCCUUCAUAUGACCGACCUGCUGGCAAACUUUGACCUUCCCAAUGUCAUGGACUGUAAGAUGGGAGUCAGGACCUACUUGGAGGAGGAGCUUGUUCGAGCACGAGAGCGGCCCAAGCCCAGGGAGGACCUGUACAAGAAGAUGGUGGAGGUGGACAGUGAAGGGCCGACUCCCCAGGAGCACACGCAACAAGGCGUCACCAAGCCACGCUACAUGCAGUGGAGAGAGACCAUGAGCUCCACCAACACCCUGGGCUUCAGGAUAGAAGGGAUCAAGAAAUGUGACGGUACAUGUCGAACUGACUUCAAGAAAACCAGAUCGAAGCAGGACGUCAUCCAUAUGUUCGACGACUUUGUUGGCGGGAACAUUAACAUCAUAAAGUCUUACCUGAGCAGACUGACUGAGAUCCGGCAGGCGCUAAAGACAUCAGAGUUCUUCAGGCGACACGAGGUCAUUGGCAGCUCUCUCCUCUUCAUCCAUGACCACACGGGCAAUGCAGAGGUCUGGAUUAUUGACUUUGGAAAGACCACAGCUUUACCAGAGGGCCAGAUGUUGAACCAUGAUAUUCCCUGGCAGGAGGGCAACCGCGAGGAUGGUUACCUGUGGGGGCUGGAAAACCUCAUCCACACUUUGGAGUCUGUGAGCAACACAGGGACCAGUGAACAAACCUGUUGCUCAGUUACCAAAGAAAAUAGCCAGAUGGUAGAAACAGAUGGCCAAUGACCUUUGACCUAUGAAUGCGUGCAAGGAACUCAAACAAUUUUAAUGGACACAGAUUAGAGACCCUUAGAGGGGGUUUCACAUGCAUUGAUAUGAUUUGAGGUCUCUAUAUGAGCAAUGUUAAAACGAUUAUGAUGAGUUCCUUCAGUAAUCCCAGGAGCUUUUACCAGUUUAGGCAAUAAGGGACCAUAUUUGGUACUAACACUGACAAGAAAAGACACUGAACUGAGAGGAGCUAAGAAUUUGUCGCUAGUUUGUUUAUGAACUGACACUAAUUCAGCUUCCUGCAACGUGAACAGAGGUGAAAGUGAAGCCUUUUUGCCUUUCAGUUAAACAAAUGAAAUGUUGUUUAUGAAGGUAAAGCUCAGAAAAUGACAUCAAGGAUUAAAUCACAAACUCAGGGACACCUCGGAUCAUAGAUUGUAUAUUAAGAUGGAUGGCAUGUCUCCACUUGUCCCACUAUCCAGAAAUUGAGCCAAAAUAUCCCAGAUACCAAUACUUCCAUAUUAAGCAUUCGCAGUCAGAGUUGUGAGAAUGAGUCAUGGUAUCAAAGUCCCAUCUAAAUUACCAACCAAAUCAGUCUCAGAUGUCGAUUAUGACAUUUAAGCCCAUUAUUUUUUUUUUAGCAUUAAAUAACUAAGUUAAACUUACAAGAAAAAUGCUUUUUAAGUUUAGCCAAUGUCCCAUCUGCUAACAUGGAUAAGUUGAGAUUUAGGGUGUGAUCGAGAUGCUUUGGCUUCACUUUCUGGGAGCUGUAACGAUGUCCAUCUUUAUAUACAGUCUAGGUUUUAUACCUUCACCCUUCAUGUUACAAACCUGGGUGUGAUAUCAAAGCACAAUUUAAUUACAGUAGA
Molecule: messenger RNA, 2651 nt
Organism: Paralichthys olivaceus (Japanese flounder)
Lineage: Eukaryota; Metazoa; Chordata; Actinopteri; Pleuronectiformes; Paralichthyidae
Gene: itpka
Product: inositol-trisphosphate 3-kinase A
Biological process (GO): inositol phosphate biosynthetic process
Cellular component (GO): nucleus; cytoplasm
Molecular function (GO): inositol-1,4,5-trisphosphate 3-kinase activity; inositol tetrakisphosphate kinase activity
Source: RefSeq, a predicted model, not a curated record